CCUCCUGCCGCCUCCAGCCUCCAGGUGCUCUGGGUUCACUGGGAGAAGGCGCUGGAGCUGCUGGCCUGGUGGCAGGGUGGGCAUUGCCGCUGGGAUCCCGUUGGCUCCUUGACGGCUGGCGGCUGAGGUGGCAUCUCGGCGCUGGACCAUGGUGCUGUGAGGGCGAGUGGUCCCUGCCCACAUCCCCGUGCCAGCAUGUGGGCUGCCCCCAGCCACGGGCUGCCCCUCGCCACACUCCUCCUCUGCGUCCUCCUGCAGCAGCCUGGCAGCAGCAAGGCAUGGAAGCAGCACGCCCCGCGCCUCCGCCUCGCCUACAAAGACCUGCUGAAAUCCAACAGCUCUCGCCUGCUGCUGGCCUCAGGGGAUGGGAUGGAUUUCCAAGCUCUCUUGGUGGAUGAAGACAGAGCCUGGCUGAUGGUGGGAGCAAAAAACCACAUCUUCCUGCUCCACCUGGACCACCCCAGCAGAGAGCCUGAGAAGAUUUUCUGGCCAGCCCCCAGGGAACAAGUCGAGCACUGCCAGCUGGCAGGGAAGAACGUGGAGACGGAGUGUGCCAACUUCAUCCGCCUCCUCCAGCCCUUCAACCGGAGCCACGUGUUCGCCUGUGGCACCGGCUCCUACCAGCCCGUCUGUGCCUUCAUCCAGCUGGGAGCCAGGGGGAAGGGUCCCAGGGCUCCCCCCAUGCGGCUGGUGACCCACUCCUUGGAAUCGGGGCGAGGACGGUGCCCGUACAGCCCCCGUGAGCCCUUCACGGGACUCCUCGUCGAUGGGGAGCUGUAUUCAGGCACCUCCAGUGACUUCAUGGGCAGCAGUGCUGCCUUCUUCCGGACCUGGGUCCACGGGGCAGAGCAGAGCUACAUCCGCACGGAGCAGAACCAGGACCACUGGCUACAUGAACCAGCGUUCAUUGGUGCCUACGACAUCCCUGACACCUACAACCCUCACGAUGACAAGGUCUACAUCUUCUUCCGUGAGACAGCCAUGGAAGCUGGGCAGUGGGAGCGGCGGCACAUCCAUGCCAGGGUGGCCAGGGUCUGCAAGAAUGAUGUUGGAGGGAAGCGCAGCCUCAUCAACCGCUGGAGCACAUUCCUGAAGGCCCGCCUGGUGUGCUCCAUCCCUGGGCCCCAGGGCACCGAGACCCACUUCGACCAGCUUGAGGAUGUUUUUCUCUUGCGCACCCGGGACCCCCAGAACCCCCUUGUCUUCGGCCUCUUCACGGUCUCCAGCGGCGUGUUCAGCGGCUCUGCCGUCUGCGUUUACUCCAUGGCUGCCGUGAGAGCUGCCUUCAGCGGCCCCUUUGCACACAAGGAGGGAUUCGACUACCGCUGGGUAGAAUACAAGGGCCGCGUCCCCUAUCCCCGCCCUGGCACGUGCCCCAGCGAGACGUACGACCCCCUCCUGCAGUCCACCAAGGACUUCCCCGACGAGGUGAUCAGCUUCAUGCGCAGCCACCAGCUGAUGUGGGAGCCCGUGUACCCGCAGGGCCGCCAGCCCGUGCUGGUGAGGGUCAAUGUGCCGUACCGGCUGCGGCGGCUGCUGGUGCACCGGCUGGAGAUGGAGAGCCGGCACUACGAUGUGCUCUUCCUCGGCACAGAUGAAGGCAAAGUGCUGAAGGUGGGGCUGGCCGGCGGGGUGAGCCGUGGCACCGAGGUGAUCAGUCUGGAGGAGAUCAGCGUCACUAAGGUGCCUUCUCCCAUCCUGGACAUGAAGUUGUCACCGAAACGGCAGGAGCUGUUUGUGAGCAGCACCCAUGGGCUGGUCCAGCUCUCCCUGUACCGCUGUGAGCUCUAUGGCAAAACCUGCACCGACUGCUGCCUGGCCAGGGAUCCCUACUGCACCUGGGAUGGCAAGACCUGUGCCCCACACCUGCUCACUGAGAAGAGGCGUGCCCGCUGCCAGGACAUGCUGAAGUCUGACCCCCUCAGCCAGUGCCAGGGCACAGCAGAGGGGACUGCUGCUGUGGAGAAGCUGGUUUUCGGGGUGGAGAAGAACUCAACCUUCCUCGAGUGCCUGGCGCGCUCCCCCCAGACGACGCUCCGGUGGCUGGUGCGGCACGGCGAGGAGACGGCGCCGAGCGAGGUCAGGAACAAUGGACGUUUCUUGGUGCUGGAGCAAGGGCUGCUGAUCCGCCAGCUGGCGAGGGAGGACGUGGGCACCUACGAGUGCCAGGCGGUGGAGCGCUCCUUCUCGCGGCCCCUCAGCCGAUACAGCCUCCGCGUCAUCGGACACGAGGCCAUGGAGCUGCCGCCCUACAAACGGAGCAAGGGGGCUGAGCUCGGAGGGACCCACCAGAGCCCCCGGCCCCGCACUGACCUGCAGCCGGGCUACAAGGGCUUCCCGCGGGCCCUGGGCGCCCCGGGCACCAGCCUGGACGCCUAUUGCAAUGCCCUGCGGCACCAGGAGAGGCAGCGGCAGAGAGCCUGGCACCAGAAGUACCCAUCCCCGGACAGCAAGAACGGCCGGGUGCGGAGGCACCCCCAGCGCCUGUGAGGGAGCCAGGGCUGCCCACAGCUCCCUUCCCGAUCUCUCCAGGGCCUUCUCAUUGGCAUCAGCUCUGAGAGACCUCUCGCCUUCCCGUGCAGAAAUGCCUUGCUCUUACUACCUCAAUCCCUGCCAGUCCCAGCUGCUUCUCCACGUGCCCCAGGAGCACCAGGCCCAGGGCACACAGCCUGCGCCUGCUCUCCGAGACUCUAUUUACCUGCAGAAUAUUUAUUCUCCUUGUUUUCCCCUGGCCCUUGAUGACAAUCAUUAUCAGCAGCAAUAAUAAGCACAGAGGACAGAGAAAGGCAAGAACCAGCCCUCCCAAUGGUUCGCUGACUCCAGGCAGCACCCAGCCAGGCCAUGGACACUGGUGCAUCCAGCCUCCCUCCCCUCUGGAGGUGCCAGGGGGCUCACCUGGGCAGCUGCCGAGGUGCCAGUGGAGCCCAGAUGCUGCUGGAGGCAGCGGGACACGGCUGCCGGCUGAGCCUGGGCUCCAGGUGAGCAGAGAUGCCCAUGCCCAGCCCAGCUCCAACCCACUUCAAACCACAUUGCCUUCUUUUUUUAAUUUUGACAUUUAUAUUACCGGGGGAGAAAAAAAAAAAAAAAAAAAGAGAGAGAGAAGCAACAGGCAGUUAUACCAACUUACAAUUUAUUAUUUUUUUAAAAAAUGACAUGAAACACAAGUAAAAAUAAAUACAUCAUAUAAACAACAAA
Pseudopipra pipra is the source of this 3195-nucleotide messenger RNA. Its product is annotated as semaphorin-3D-like. The record is from RefSeq and is a predicted model, not a curated record. The transcript is spliced from 18 exons. Gene Ontology annotation, cellular component: plasma membrane. Gene Ontology annotation, biological process: positive regulation of cell migration; neural crest cell migration; negative regulation of axon extension involved in axon guidance. Gene Ontology annotation, molecular function: semaphorin receptor binding; chemorepellent activity. Lineage: Eukaryota; Metazoa; Chordata; Aves; Passeriformes; Pipridae. The coding region runs from base 196 to 2490 and encodes 764 amino acids.